Talaromyces rugulosus is the source of this 1884-nucleotide messenger RNA. RefSeq lists its product as uncharacterized. The coding region runs from base 1 to 1884 and encodes 627 amino acids. Lineage: Eukaryota; Fungi; Ascomycota; Eurotiomycetes; Eurotiales; Trichocomaceae. Gene Ontology annotation, molecular function: FAD binding. The record is from RefSeq and is a predicted model, not a curated record. The transcript is spliced from 5 exons.
AUGACCGAAAAAGACUGGGAAACCACCCAAGUCUUAAUAUGCGGCUGCGGGCCAACGGGAGCCUUGCUUGCAGGUUAUCUCUGCCGCAUGGGCAUAUCCAGCAUUAUUCUCGAAAAAGAAACCUCUAUUGCAACCGAUCCUCGAGGAAUUGUUCUAGAUGACGAUGGAAUUCGGUUUUUGCAAGGACUGGGUCUGUACAAACAUAUUUUCACAGAGAUUGGCCCCUGUAUAGAUAAGGUAAAAUUCAUUGGUGGCCAUCAUCAGGACCUUGAGCGAGAGCCGUUUUUGAGCAUCGAUAUGGAAUCGUCUGAGGGAAAUACCGGUCAUGCUGGGAUGAUAGGACACAAGCAGCCUGCGCUGGAAAAAUAUCUGCGAACAGUCGUGGAGUCUUCAAAGUUAUCCCAAAUCAGAACUCGCUGCACCUUGACAUCUAUACAAGAAGACAAAGACUGGGUAUAUGUAACGUAUACAAACAGCGCAGGCGAAGAGCGACAAGUCAAGUCUCGCUUCUUGGCUGCUGCCGAUGGAAAAACCGGCUUCACUAGAAAAAACUAUCUCGAACCGAAAGGAAUACGUUUGGAGUGGGCUGAACAAGCGAAAUAUGACGAGACAUGGGUUGCGUUGAACUGGAAAAUACACCCCCCUACUCCAGAAACGCAUCCCUCAUUUCCGCUUUGGGCUCUCGGCUACUCGCCUCGGCAGGUGUACGACUUAUUUUUCCCCUUGGGAUUUCGUUUGUUGUGCAAUCCACGUCGGCCGGCCGUUUGUGGCAGGUUCGGUCCCCCGGAAGACCAUCUGUGGCGCUUUGAAUUCGUUGUUGGUUCCGGCGAAGACGAUAUGGAGAUGACACAAUUGCACAAGAUUCGCGAAGUGGUGUUUCCUUAUUUUACACAUCCAGGAAGUCGAUACGGCCUGAAGACCGACGUCAAGUUCCCCGAAGACUGUAUUGAAGUUCUCCGAUCACGACCAUUUCGCUUCUAUGCACGUAGUUGCAACAAAUGGGCUUUGGGGAGAGUGAUACUGUGCGGAGAUGCUGCACAUGUCUUCCCUCCUUUUGGAGGUCAAGGAAUCGCUUCUGGGUUCCGCGAUGCCAUUUCUCUUGCCUGGCGUCUUGCCAUAGCCUGCCGCUCUGAUGUUAACUAUGAACAGCUUUUCAAGGGCUGGUACUUGGAGCGCAAACAACAGCUGGAGCAAUCUCUGGCCUCAACGGUGCGCAACGGAGACAUGGUUACCAGCAGUAACCCGCUUCUUAUCUCAAUACGUGACUGGUCCUUUUGGACCUUGCAGCUAAUUCCCAGCUGGAAACAUUGGUUACAGCGAGGGCCGCGCAGUGAAGCUCCAGUGUCGUACAAGUACACCAUGGGAAUGCCAUUUAUACCGGACAAAAAAGGCGGUGUAUACUUCCCACAGACAUAUUGCGCGAGUUUGGGCACGCCUAAUGAGAUAUAUUUCACUGACGAUGUUAUAUUUGAUCAGAACCAAGGAAACAAGUUGUUUCGGGUUGUGGUGCUUUUGAAUAGGCUGAACGAAAUGAGCGAUGCAGUGAAAGAUAUGCAAGCAGUUGAAGGUAUCAGUCAAGAUCUAGCCUUGGACGGAACCACUUUUUUUGUUCCAAAAUGUUCAUUACCGGAUUCCGCCUUCGACGAGACAGUCCCUGAUGGGCUUGGUGAUCGAUUGUUUCGCAGUGCAACUGCUGAGGAAUUUGCACAGUCGGAGCUUUGCAAAGACCGACCUUUUCCACGAGGUUAUAACGAGCUCUUAAUGUGGCAGGCUAGCAAGGGAAUGCGCUACGUGAUUUUGCGACCAGAUAGAUUUGUCUUUGCCAUGUGCCAGUCGAGGCUGGAGCUAGAACAGGCAGCUAAAAGACUUGUAGAUAUUUUUUGA